Messenger RNA from Eremothecium sinecaudum, 471 nucleotides. It is a transcript of the gene MRPL25, whose product is annotated as mitochondrial 54S ribosomal protein mL59. The record is from RefSeq and is a predicted model, not a curated record. Bases 1 to 471 code for a protein of 156 amino acids. The transcript has a single exon. Gene Ontology annotation, molecular function: structural constituent of ribosome. Gene Ontology annotation, cellular component: mitochondrial large ribosomal subunit. NCBI's taxonomy places the organism in Eukaryota, Fungi, Ascomycota, Saccharomycetes, Saccharomycetales, Saccharomycetaceae.
AUGUCACUUGUUAAUAAGAAACAAUACUUUGAUCUUCUGCCUACGAAGUUGAAGACAUUUUUCCAGAAAUACCCUCCAAGUAUAACGUAUAGCAGUAAACCAACUUUAACAACAGAGAUAAACGCUAAUCCGUUUCUACCAAACAAAAACCCAACAACUGGGAGAUAUCAUGAUCCAAAAUAUUCUUUAAGACGUAUGAGUGACCUAUAUAAGCUGGCAUACAGGUACGGUUUACAAGACUUGCUACCUCCUUCUAAGAAACUGUUCUUCGAAGAAAAAUAUGAGAAGAAGAAGAUGAUGAGGGGUGUUUUACUGCCAAAAGGGACCAAGCACGAAUUGCGCCAUGAGUCUAAGGUGGCUAAAAUGCAAGAAGCGAUUAAGAACGCCGACCAGUACAUUGCAGAAGUAAAAGGUGCUAAAUUCUUAAAGAAGUUGGAAAAAAGGAAACUGAAAGAAAGAACGUGGUUUUGA